Molecule: messenger RNA, 2262 nt
Organism: Aspergillus nidulans FGSC A4
Lineage: Eukaryota; Fungi; Ascomycota; Eurotiomycetes; Eurotiales; Aspergillaceae
Product: Zn(II)2Cys6 transcription factor
Exons: 6
Coding region: 1-2262 (753 amino acids)
Biological process (GO): regulation of DNA-templated transcription; DNA-templated transcription
Cellular component (GO): nucleus
Molecular function (GO): DNA binding; zinc ion binding; DNA-binding transcription factor activity, RNA polymerase II-specific
Source: RefSeq, a predicted model, not a curated record
AUGGAUCCGAUCGGCACAUUCAACCCUCAGAAGCGACCCGGCGACAACCCGGCCGACCAGCAGCGGCGGAAGAGAGCCCGCCAGAGCUGCGAGACUUGCAAGGCACGAAAGACGAAGUGUGUUGGCUUAGAAAACGGUACAUGCCAGUACUGCACACAGCUCGGACUCUUGUGUCAGGUGAACCUCAAGGCUCGGAAGCGUCCUUUCUAUCGCAUCUCCGAGGCGGCCUAUGAAUCGUCGAUUGCCCUGCUGCGUCGCUUUGUGUCUGAAGAAGAGCUGCCCGAGCUUACUGUUGAGGGUAUUCAGGGCGUUCUGUCCAAGCUAGAUGACCCCGCCAACGACAAGGAGCGAAUAGAUGCAAAUCCACAUUCACAUUCCCACUCGCAGAGUCCAACAGAACUGUCCGCGGCUGCUGCUGCACUAGGAUCGUCGCCGCGAUCUCAGGCCGGGGCGAACGAAGGGAGAAGCUCAGUUGCGGCAAUCGAGGAGCAGCCGGAAAGCGUUGGCGCAGAGGCGGAGGCUGAAGAGGGGGUCAUGGAGCCAGACGAGCACCCUGCCCUCCAAGAAGAACGAGGUUGCAUGGUGUUGGAUUCACUCGGAAAAUACCGCUACGUCGGCGCAGACUCUUCCAUCCGCUGGAACCACGCGGCGCGCAUGGCACAGCACGCGACGUCUAAUACAGAUCCGAAGGUCAUCGCACCGCUCAAAACGGGUCUUCUUCCACCCAGAACGCCCGAAAGUCUGACUGGGAGUGCGCGCGGUGCGGGAGUCUACCUGCCGCCGGCUGCGAUGGCCAUGCGCUACGCGGGUUUUUUCUUCCAGGAAGUCCAUUGCUUGUACUGGUUCUACUCCCUCGAGCAGUUCUACGGGGCACUGGAGGAGACGCUGGAGGACCACGGGGCUAAGGCGAGCGCGUCGUGGCUGUGUUCGCUGUACUCGAUCUUUGCCAUCGGGAGUAUGGCGCCGGAUAAUCAGAUCGCUCGCGCAGGAAAAGAUGCGGAAGGAGACGAUAAGCGGGCAGCGGACUACCUUGCCUUGGCCAAGGAUCUGGUCCCUGAAGUGAGCGAAGAGGCAGAUACAGAAAGUGUCAAGGCUUUCGGCCUGUUGAGUCUCGGGAUGCAUGCAAUGUGCUAUAGCGUCGGGGCGUACCUGCACCUGGGCACAGCAGUCCGGAUAGGGUUCUCGCUCGGCUUGCAUAGGAAUAUCUCUCCGCGUAAGAGUAGCUCGGUAGAGCGCGAGAGAGCCAGGCGGUUGUGGUGGACGAUCUACACGCUCGACCAUGAAAUGGCCAUUAGGUUUGGAUAUCCCUGCGCCGUUGGGGAUGAGAGCGGCCUUGUCAAGACGCCACCAGCAUCAGAACAGGUAAUGGAUCCUGGCCCAAAUAUGCCCCUCGGAUACCAAUCCCUCUGUGUCUCGCUUGUCCGGAUCCGCAAGAAGAUCGGCCAAAGCUGCUUCGUUGUCCCUGCGCAAGCCGGGGGCCGUCUACCAAUCCGACAGGUGUUUGAGAGUCUGAAUGCGCUCCGGACCUGGUUCGACGAGAUACCUCAGUACUUCAGCCGUGAGGCGUCCCAGCCGCCGCAACACCGACGAGCUGUUUCCAUUCUUCAUUUGCGAUACUGGAGCUCCGUGAUUUUUGUCACGCGGCCUUUCCUCCUCUAUACAGUCUCGCGCCCGGCCGCGAUCAAGGAGCCCGCCAAGGCGCGGUGCUACGAGGAAAUCAGCAGAAAGUGUAUUGAAGCGGCCGAGCAGUCGGUUGACAUCUUCAAGCGCAUGGUCAAAGAACAGACCCUCUCAAGCCGGAUCCUGUUCGAUUGCCACUGCAUCGGCGAGGCGAUGUGGAUCUUGAUUCUUGCCGUGCAGAAGCUGGGCCUCGAAAAGCAUCGGCAAAUGCUCCAGCUCUGCCUCGAGACCGUCCGCGGGAUGGAACAGUUUGGGUGGUGUGAGAAGGUGGCACCGGAGCUGGAGGCCAGAGUGCACGAGAGUGGGAUCAUGCAGCCGCAGUCUCGACGAGAAAUGCAGCACACCCAGCAAAGCGGACACCGAAGCCUGGACUUCCACAGUCAGGCGAAUGGAGCUGAAGCGAAUGCUGGAGGAGGCAUUCUCCCUGAAUCUCGAGCUGAUUCUUUAGAGGACACAACUCUUAAUUUUGACAUUUCCGAGUUUGGCCUUCUGGAGACAUUCGAUAUGGAUAUGGACAAUGGUUCCGGGCUGAUGGAUAUGCUUGCAGACGCAACGCUCUCAGCGUCACAACUCGGCUUUUAG